AUGCUUGUCACUAAGUCUGUUCUCGUCGCCUGCCUAGCUUCCAUGGGCAUGGCAGCCGCCCUGCCUAUCAAGCGUGAUGAACUUGAUGGCGACUUAUACAACUACAAGCGUGACGAACUCGACGGUGACUUGUAUAACUACAAGAACAAGCGUGAUGAGCUCGAUGGCGACUUGUACAACUACAAGCGCGAUGAGUUAGACGGGGAUCUUUACAACUACAAGCGCGAUGAGCUCGAUGGUGACUUGUACAACUACAAAAACAAGCGCGACGAACUCGAUGGCGACUUGUACAACUACAAAAACAAGCGCGACGAGCUUGAUGGCGACUUGUAUAACUACAAGAGCAAGCGCGAUGAGCUCGAUGGCGACUUGUAUAACUACAAGAACAAGCGCGACGAACUCGACGGCGACUUGUACAACUACAAGAACAAGCGUGACGAGCUCGAUGGUGACUUGUAUAACUACAAGAGCAAGCGUGAUGAGCUUGAUGGUGAUCUCUAUAACUAUAAGCGCGAUGAGCUCGAUGGCGACUUGUACAACUACAAGAACAAGCGUGAUGAACUUGAUGGUGAUCUCUACAACUACAAGAGCAAGCGCGAUGAGCUCGAUGGCGACUUGUAUAACUACAAGAACAAGCGCGAUGAGCUUGAUGGUGACCUGUACAACUACAAGAACAAGCGCGAUGAACUUGAUGGUGAUCUCUACAACUACAAGAACAAGCGUGACGAGCUUGAUGGGGACCUCUACAACUACUAA
Molecule: messenger RNA, 756 nt
Organism: Talaromyces proteolyticus
Lineage: Eukaryota; Fungi; Ascomycota; Eurotiomycetes; Eurotiales; Trichocomaceae
Exons: 1
Coding region: 1-756 (251 amino acids)
Source: RefSeq, a predicted model, not a curated record